Messenger RNA from Ostrea edulis (European flat oyster), 5479 nucleotides. RefSeq names its product zinc finger protein 135-like. NCBI's taxonomy places the organism in Eukaryota, Metazoa, Mollusca, Bivalvia, Ostreida, Ostreidae. The record is from RefSeq and is a predicted model, not a curated record. The transcript is spliced from 7 exons. Gene Ontology annotation, cellular component: nucleus. Bases 374 to 3256 code for a protein of 960 amino acids.
UUUAAAGUACUGUAGGCCUUGGCCUAUAUAUGUUGCUUUUGGUGGAAGUGGAUACUAGCCAAGUAUUUCACUACUGAAAUAAUUUUGUCUAUAAUCAACACAUGACACCCCACAUGAAUUCAUGAUGAACAUUAUAAGUCAUGUGUUGUAGUUGUGAUUUGAAUCAUAUAUGUUGACUGUUAUACCCGUUUGGGCCCUAAUUAGGAAUAAAUCAUAUCAUAUUCCGGAUUCUCUAGUCGUCUAGUUUCAAUUACUACAGUGCUGAAUUGACUUCCGCUGUUUGUCUCGCCAGGACCUCAUUCAAUAAUUUACUUCCAUUUGGCAAAUGCUAGUGAACUAAGAAGAAUCAAGUUUAAACACAGAUUUGAUCCCUAUGGAGAAAAAUGAGGACAAAAUGGAGGAGAAUAGAGGGAGUGAAGAUCAGAACAAUGUCAGUGUCGAGGAGCAACAAGAAGAUGAAAUGGCUGAAAUGAAAUUUCCAAAGCUACCAAGAAAGAGAAAGCCUCAGUCUUAUAUGUGUGAAGAGUGUGGGAAGAUCUUCAACAGAGCUGAUUUGUUGCGUAACCACAAACGCGUGCACUCUGGGGACAAGCCCUUUACAUGUGAAGUGUGUGGAGAUAAGUUCCGCGAGCAGGGGCACCUGAGACGUCACAUGACCAGACACACAGGAAAGAAGCCAUAUCAAUGUUACAUUUGUGGGAAGGAGCUAAAUAGUAGCCUUGCCAAACAUCUUAGACGACAUCUCAAUGAUCGUCAGUUCUCAUGUGUCAUGUGCGACAAGAAGUUUGUGUCAGGCUUUGAACUCAAACAACAUAUCCUGACACAUAAGAAGGGCACAUUCCAAGAGAAUUCAAACAGAGGAACCCCCAGCUUAGAUAAGAGAGAACCAAAGCUACCCAAGCAAGUCACUAGUGUACCAUCCAUACCUUGUGGAUCAACAGGGCUGACUCAUACAGCACAGUUAGAGUCAACUGAAUCAGAAAUUGUCUCAUAUCAGAAAUUUGCAGAGGAAACUCAGAUGGCUCUAUACAGAAGGUUAGCUGUAAGUCAGGGAGAGCAGGGGAACCAGCUUAGGGAUCCAGCAGAUCCGUCCCUCAUGAAUUGGGAUUACUUAUCAUAUGCUGCUGGAAUGGGGCUGACACCAACAGUUCCAGGUCAAAAGCAGUUCAAAAGCAAAUCCUCUGGUAGAAAAAGGCUCUCUGAUUUACCCUGGGAUAUCUCUCAAAGCAGCCAGCAACUCCAACAGCAGACUGUGUCUCACCCAGAGAUCAUGCAACCUGCACAGUCAUCCAUGAUAGGAAUGAAAGACUCGGAUUCCAUGGCUGAUCAGACCACACAGAAUCUGCAGUGUGAAUCAUCUAAUGAAUCUAGUCAAAACAUUGAAGGAGAGACAAAUACCGAGAGAAAAUCAGAGAAACAAAGUACGGUAGUUAUGCAUCAGGAGCUGGAAGAAAAGGAAGAGCAAGAGAAAGAGCAUACAGAGAGCCUUGAUAUUCCUCCCACUAGUCAGACUGUAGAUCAAAGUCCACCUAAAGCUAUUUUAGAAACGGAGGGGCUAGAGUCCGAUUCCUUUACAAAGAUACAGCAUUUAACAAUUAGUGUUAAGGAAGAACCCCCUGAUGUAGAUUUACCAGACACUGUGCACACAGAUAAACUGUCAGACGAUGAUCCCAUGGAAGACUUUUCCCACCAGGAUGACUCUGGAUCUACUACUGAUGAAUAUGAAGCAGAGGCUUAUUUUCAGAAACUUGAAGACUCGAGUACAACUGAAAAGGACAAGAGCGAUGCCGACUGGACUCCAGAUGAGCCAAAGAAAUCACUGAAAGUGGUUAUAAAAACUCCCAAACGAGCACCAAAGAGGAAGGCUCCAAGGAAAGGCGGUGAGAAGGAAGGUCCUAAAAAGAAAGUCAGGAAGAAGAAGGCAGAAGAUGCAACGCUGCCAACCACGGUGUGCACAGAUGCUGACACAUUGUAUGUGAUACCUCCAGAGAAGGAUGGAUCCCAUGACAACAAGAAGAAAAGAGCAGCUAAGAAGGACAGUGUGUUUGUGUGUGAUGAAUGUGGCAAGAUAUUCUUCCGGAAUGAUCUCCUGAGGAACCAUAUGAGAGUCCACACUGGAGACAAGCCAUUCACGUGUGAAGUUUGUGGGGAGAGUUUCAGGGAGUCAGGCCAUCUCCGUCGUCACAUGACCAGACAUACAGGAAAGAAGCCAUAUAAAUGUGAACUCUGCGGCAAAGAACUGAACAGUAGUCUGGCCAAGCAUAUGCGACGACACAUGAAUGAUAGGCAGUUUCCCUGCACCAUGUGUGACAAAAAAUUUGUCUCGGGAUUUGAACUGAAGCAUCACAUGAUCAUACACAACACCUCUGACCACAUUCCAUGUCACAUUUGUGGCCGAAAAUUCAGUCAUAAUAACAUUCUACAGAGACACAUGCUGACUCACAGUGAUGAUCGUCCAUUUCCCUGUCCUGAUUGUGACAAGAGUUACAAGUGUAAACAAGAUCUGGAUAGACACAGGUCAAUUCACAAAGAAGUGUUCACAGCCACUUGUCAUAUUUGUGGGAAGCAGUUUUGUCAGGACCGCUAUCUACACAGACACCUUAAACGGCAUGAACAGUUAAAAGAAGAGGGCAUAGACGAAACUGAACGUUCCACAAGGAUGAAACCUUUCUCUUGUGAAGUUUGUCAUCAAAGAUUUACCACUGCCCCUAAUCUGAAACAACACAUGCAUCUUCACUUUUCGACUGAGAAGUUUGCCUGUUAUUUGUGUAGUAAAAUGUUUACUCAGAAGCGAUAUCUUCAGCGUCACAUACGCAGGCAUAAACGGGGUUGCUUUUCCAAGGGAUCCAUUGGUGGUAUCGAUGAUACUGAUCUCCUUAUGGGACAUAUGGUAGCCACUUUUAAUGAGGAAAAUGGGAAAAGAAGCAAAGAUAGGUUAACUGCUUCUUCUGUUUUCCAACAACCAGACUCACCCAGCAGCUUAGAGGAGGGUGAAGUUUUGAACCAUAAUAGUCAAAGUGAUGAGAGCAGUUAUCCUGAACAGACUUUACGUCAAAGUGAGACCAUUUCUUCAAAGCCUGUCUUUCCAUCAGCAGAAUCCAAAUUCACUGCCUAUAAUAAUAGUGAUGAAGAGUUGGAAGGUUACGAUGAAGAUGAUAAUGAUGAAGAUGAUAAUGAUGAAGAUGAUGAAGAAGGCUACAUUCCUCCUACCUAUCUAAAUGUGAUGGCACAGCCUAUAGCUAAGCCUCAGAGCUGAUUAAGACAUAGUCUUUUGAAAAAUACAUUUAGUGUAUCUUUAUGUUGGUCUGUAACCGUUUUUGCUUUGUGUGAAACAAAUUGUAAGUAUAAAUUUCUUAUUCAUACUGUAGAAAUAUCAGACACUGAGAAAUAUUUAGAAGUAGAAAAUAUUUGUUUUGUUGUACAUUAUUGAUUUUGUAUUAAUAUAUGAAUUGAUGUAUGCUAAUUCUUGUAUAGUAUACUGUAAAUGUACAUUUUGUAAGAAUUAGAUUCAUUUAAUGCCAUUUACUGCAGGCUAGGCUGUAUUCAUCUUCACUUACAUUUGAUAUAUAAAAGAUAACCUGGUACACAAAGUAAUAUUUAAAUGAACCAUCAAAUAUAUUAUGAUUGUAUGGUGCGUUUCUUACAAAUUUGGCAAUAUUUCAUACAUAUUUCAGUAACCAAAUUUAUUAUGAUCAAAGAUUAGGAGCAUUUUGUUUCUGGCCUAUAUGCGUGUUUGCAACUUUAACCUUGGUCGUAUUUUAGAUAGAAACUUCAUUUUAAGUAAACCAAACGGUCAAAGUUAAAGCUGUUUGACUAAUGAAGUAAUUUGUAUAUGGUCGAUGCCACAAUUAAACUUGUGAUGAUUAAACUCCAAUUGCUUGGAGUCAUAAGUGAUUGAUAAGUACAUUUUGUUUUAACUUAUAUUUUUAAAAAGCCCCCCCCCCCCCCUUCAUAAAAUGGCAGGAACAUAUUGUUAUGUAUUGCCCUUAGUCAUCCAUCCAUCAUUCUGUCAUAGUUGUAGUUUUACAGACAAUAUUUCACUAUGCUGACAAAUAUUUUGAUGAUUUUCAGUGCUUAAUUGUAUAAUGGAGAUUUACAGAUCAAAAGUUAGUGAGCUUUUCUGAUAGAAAUUUGUAUGUUUUCCUCUGUCAGUCAUCUGUAAACUAUGCACAUUUUUUUUUACUUCUUCUUAAGAACCACAGGGUCAAUUUCAACCAAACUGGGUGCAAAGAAUUCUUUGGUGAAGGAGGAUUGAAGUUUGUUAAAAUGAAAGACCAUUUCCCCUUUCAAGAGAAAAUACUUAAGAAACAGGGUGUUAUGUUUUAAAAUCUUUUUAAGAUUGAAUGGACCAGAAAAGCCAUAACUUACAUAGUAUCUUCUUUGCAUAAUGACAUAAUCAUAUGAUGGGGCCACAAUAUGGUUUUAAAAGUGUAUGAGAAAUUUUUUUUUAAAAUGUAGAUUCAAAUUUGUUCACACGUAGUUUAUAUUUAAAUCUUUUCAAGAACCACAAGGGUACUAUAGGUCAAUAUACAAGCAUCCUAAUGUAAUGUAAAUUCAAGCUUAUUCACACCAUGCUGUUGGUAACAAGAUUGGGACCAUACUUAGGAUUCAAUAUUUUUACAUGGCAAACUGCAACUGCUCAGAUGAGCAAUGUGAUCCAUGAGCCUUUUGUUCGUUUAGGUUGCAGAUUUUGUGAUGUACAGUACAUGUAUGUUGUAUAUUGAUGAGUUAUAGAUCAAGUUCAAAUUACACCCUAUUAAAUUGACUUAUUUUCAAUGGAGCUGUGGCUGUAAACAUUCCCUAGACUAUAUAUUUUAGGAUAUAUUUUCAGCAGGCUUGGAAAUAUUCAGCUAAUUUUUGGUGUGGGUGGUUAUACUGAAAAGGCAAUUGAAUAUUUUCAAGACUUUAAAAUACUCUAACCCUUUUCACUCACAUAUAAUUGCAUAAACAUAUUUAUUUUCAACUGAUUUUUAAGUGUCUAGCCCUGCCUGUAUAUUGAAGAGUUUUACAGAUCUAAUUACAUUUACAUGUAGGCGACAUUACAGCAGUUUACAGUCUGUGACUGGAUUUUUCAAGUGUAAAUUUUUUUUAUCAGAGAUCAAAUUUGACUUAUGUUCCAAUUGACAUGGUACAUAAUGUAAUUUGCUGGCUAUAUAUACCUAUUGAUUUACAGGGGCAUUUGUGUCUUCAUCAAUCAUAAUUCCGUUCAUUUGCUCUUUGGAACUGAACAUUACUUGACGAAGUCACUAUAAUUUCAUUUGUUAUUAAGUCUUGUAAUACAUUUAAUCAUAAAGUUGCUUUUACUCGUGUUCAUAUUAACUAUGGUUUACCUAACUUGUGAUCACUUUCUUGGUAACCAUAAGGUAGCCAUUACUAAACAUGCUUAAGAAUUUUCAUGAAUCAUGUUUUUUAAUUUAAAUCAUGUAUUACUAUAUUCAUUCACAUCAGAUUUUGAAAUAAAUCAGUAAUCAAAAUAUCU